This is a messenger RNA of Acanthosepion pharaonis, 678 nucleotides long. NCBI's taxonomy places the organism in Eukaryota, Metazoa, Mollusca, Cephalopoda, Sepiida, Sepiidae. The record is from the annotation of a GenBank genome assembly.
AUGAAAGAUGCGGACCGGUCAUUCCUCAAUAAGAAGACACAAACCUGUUAUUAUGGUUACGGUAACAAAAAGAUGCUACCUUACAACGCUGCGAAACGAAAGUGCGAAGACGCCGGUCUUCACAUCGUCUUCAUGGAAACGGAAGAGGAGCGUGAAUACGUAGCCAAAGAAAUAACGCAAGAAAUUGGAGGUCAUUGGAUUGGCGCUGAAAUGUUCAGUCAUAGAUGGUACUGGGUGCGGGGCUGUGAUGCACUAGAUCCUAUCGUCAACCCCCCUUGGCGCUAUAAUCAUUCGGUCAACUACUCACGUGCUAUCAUUUGGGGAGACAAGUGGUCAGGGAAAUUUCCAGGUCAAUAUUGCCGAUUUGUCUGCGAAGAAGAACCCUUCAAAGAAGAAAUUUGCGAUGGAUUCCGCAGUUUCGAAAGAGUCAACGAAUGGUCAUCAGAUGCGUUCUUUCGCAGUUUUAACACGCUUCACGAAGUUGAUUGUGGCCGGUUGUGCCUCGCUGACCCCAGUUGCAAAGGUUUCCGCUUCCGAAAAAGUGGUCAUCAUAAGUGCGCCCUCUACAAUCGGAGCAACACGACAACGAAAACAAAAACUAGAUGCGAUGCUCCGAGAGAAGAAAGAAGGUACAUCUAUCUAUCUAUCGAUCUAUCUAUCUAUCUAUCUAUCUAUUAA